Diachasma alloeum is the source of this 986-nucleotide messenger RNA. RefSeq names its product eukaryotic translation initiation factor 3 subunit K (gene eIF3k). Gene Ontology annotation, molecular function: translation initiation factor activity; ribosome binding. The transcript has 4 exons. Gene Ontology annotation, cellular component: cytoplasm; eukaryotic translation initiation factor 3 complex. Gene Ontology annotation, biological process: regulation of translational initiation. Lineage: Eukaryota; Metazoa; Arthropoda; Insecta; Hymenoptera; Braconidae. Bases 160 to 810 code for a protein of 216 amino acids. The record is from RefSeq and is a predicted model, not a curated record.
AGCCUUGUGAGCCAACUUCAGAGGGUUCAUCCACGCUUUAGAGCCACACAUAACCUUUCCCCAAGACUUCCCGAGCAGUCAGUGGCAUUUUGCAAUUUUUACAGUGAAAAUUUCUAUUGUCCAGAGUUUUUAAGCCCCCCAACAGUGAUUGUAAACGAGAUGGCUGAGACUAUGAGGCAAAAUAUCGCAGUGAUGUUGAGGAGCAUCGAGAGAUACAAUCCCGAGAAUUUAACGACUCUAGAGAAAUACGUGGAGCUGCAGGCCAGGGAGAAUGCCUACGAUCUCGAGGCCAAUCUGGCCCUCCUGAAGCUGUACCAACUCAAUCCCCAACGGUUUGACAUUCAUGUGACAUGUCAAAUCCUCCUCAAAGCCCUCACCAAUCUCCCUCACACGGAUUUCGUUCUCUGCAAGUGUCUUUUGAGUGAGAAAAUCAUGCAACAAGACCCUAUCAGCCAGAUAAUCUACCUGGGCGAUAUUCUGGAGCAGUGUGACUUCCAACACUUCUGGGACAGAAUGAUCUCCAUGUCUGAGCUAUGCGACAAAAUCGUGGGCUUCCAGGACUCGAUAAGGAAAUUCGUGUGUCACGUAGUUGGUAUCACAUUUCAAACAAUUGAUAAGAGUCUGCUUGCACAAUUGCUCGGCAGCGUCGAUGAUUCAACGCUGAAACACUGGGUGAAGAAAUACGGAUGGCAAGAGCAGAGCAAAAAUGUCAUUUUCAUCGCUAAUCAGGAUGAAAAUAUCAAGACAAAGAAUAUCACCGAAAAAAUUGAUUUCGAAAAUGUCGCAGGGCUGAUGGCUGCCUGUCUUUAGUUCUAAUUUUCAAUAAAUUUCCUUCAUAUUCCAACUUUCCCCAGGAAUUUAUUCUCGAUAAUUUCCUAUUUUUAUUUAUUCCUCGAUCUGUAGAUCACAAAUUGGAAAAAUUCUGGUUCUAUUGUGAUUGUUAUUUACAUUUAUUAUCAACAAAAAUAAAUAGCAUUUGUCAGUCA